Salarias fasciatus (jewelled blenny) is the source of this 2264-nucleotide messenger RNA. RefSeq names its product NOP2/Sun RNA methyltransferase 6 (gene nsun6). The transcript has 12 exons. Bases 66 to 1439 code for a protein of 457 amino acids. Gene Ontology annotation, molecular function: RNA binding; RNA methyltransferase activity. Lineage: Eukaryota; Metazoa; Chordata; Actinopteri; Blenniiformes; Blenniidae. Gene Ontology annotation, biological process: RNA methylation. The record is from RefSeq and is a predicted model, not a curated record.
GCAGCGAGCAUGUGAGAGCCAACAGACACAGCGAGUCAGCUGGAGUUGUGUCAAAAACAGAAGACAUGUCGAUUUUUCCGAAAAUCUCCCUGAAGCCUGAAGUGACGGAAUAUCUGAGGAGUGUUUUCAUGAACAAGGAGGUUCUUGCAGCCGUGGGUCCUCAGGAGGCUGAGUGUCGUUUCCAGAAGCUGCUCUCGUGUCUCUCUCAUCCGCCGUCCUACACUUGCGUGCGGGCCAGCACUCAUCUGGCUCCCUUGGAAGAAAUCCACGACAAGCUGCGAGAGGAGCUGAAGAGACAGCAGACAUGCAGCCCCUCCGAAGACUGCAUCCAGAUUCUUCCACACCCCAGAGUGAACGAUGUGCUGCUCCUUCCUGUCGACGGCCCCAGACCCGUGAAGCAGCUCAGCUCAGAGGUGGUGGUGGGCGCUCAGUGUGGGAACGCCGUGCUGCGAGGAGCUCACGUCUUCGCUCAGGGAAUCAUGGCCAGCCCCAAGUACAUGAAGGUCGGGGAUGUGGUGUCUGUCUUCUCUGACCUUGAGGGCAGCUGCACCCGUGGGGCCACCAGCUUCCAGGGUAAGAAGGUGUUUGUGGGAAACGGAGUUGCAGAAAUGGACCGCUCCAGUAUUUUCUGCACAGGUGAACCUGUCAGAGGCGUCGGUAUUCGGAUGGUGGAGCCGCUUUACCAGAGUCCCUCCUUUGAUGGUGUCCUGCCCAGCCUCACCUUUCUUCAGAACCUCCCGUCUGUGGUUGUGGGUCACGUCCUCGGGCCUCGCCCUGGAGAGCGGAUCCUGGACAUGUGUGCAGCCCCUGGAGGGAAGACCUGCCACAUCGCUGCGCUCAUGGGGGAUCAGGGUGAAGUGGUGGCUUUGGAGAAGAGUCGAAAUAAGAUCGAGCGCAUUUCCCGAAAUGCACACAUGCUGAAUUUGCGGAGCAUCAAGACGUUUUGCUGUAACAGCAUUCAGGCUGUGAGCAGUGACUCUGCUCAGGUGACUGAAGGCCCGCCGUUUCCUCCUGAGAGCUUCGACCGGGUGUUGCUGGACGCUCCCUGCAGCGGCCUCGGACAGAGACCCAACAUGGCCCUCGGCUUCAGCCUGAAGGAGCUCCGCUCCUACCAGCCGCUGCAGCGCAAACUAUUUCAUGCGGCCGUGCGGCUGUUGAAGAAAGGAGGCGUGUUGGUUUACAGCACCUGCACCAUAACGCUGGCCGAGAACGAGGAGCAGGUGGCCUGGGCCCUCCACACCUUCCCCUGCCUCACGCUGCAGCCACAGGAGCCUCGCCUCGGAGCAGAGGGCAUGCUGGGAGCCGGCCUGCCGCCCGAGCAGCUGCGCCUCCUCCAGAGGUUCAGUCCCGAGCUGAGCUGGGGCCGGACGGCAGGCAAAGCGGAGGCCGCCGACGGCGACACCAUCGGCUUCUUCAUCGCCAAGUUCCUGAAAAACUGAUCACUGGUGGGGGCAAGUUUUGUCUUCCAGCACCCCCAUCCCCCCCACCCUCCCUCCCUCUCUCGCACGAGACGGGAACAACUGUGUUUACACUCCGACACCGAGUGUGCUCUGACGGGCCGGUGUUGACAAAGAGCUCACUGCGCUGUUUACAGCAUCUGCCUCCGAACAGCUGCUCUCUGGAACUGCGGGCCAUAUAGGGAUAAGCUUUAUAAACAGAGAGGGCAGGGGAGAGGAGGAGGAGGAGGAGAGGAGGAGGAGGAGGCACGCGGGGAUGAAGACUGAAUGAGCGCUUGGCAAAUGCAGCAGUGCCGGCGUCGCCAUAACAACAGUGACGACACAGCUGCCAUGGCGACGGCGGAUUCGCUGGAUGGACGGGGGAGCGCGGAUCAGGAAGUGGCGCGCAGAAAGAGGUCACGGGAGGUAUUAACAAUUUAGUGUCUUCGGUCGGGCCGGAGUCAGCCGGGACGGUUAAUUAGCGCCGCUUACGUCUUGUCGUCUGCGACCGGGACGCACCACACGUCAUUUAUUCCCAACUUAACAGGGUUUGAAACAAGUGUUUGCGUUCUCUUAUUACUUUGGGACGUUUGAAAGGCACCAAAUAAAUAUUUAAUAAAUGCUUUUUUUAUGUAGUUUGUAGAAGUCUUUCUGUUCCUACAUGUAAUAGAUCUGAAAUGAUUUUAUCAUCCAAAGCAGAGUGAUGAAUGAAAUGUCUUGUCUUGAUCAAAAAUUUGUCCAAAACCCAACAUUAAAAAUUAUAAAAAAAAAAAAAAUAAAAAAAAAAGUAUGACUGUAAAUGAAUAAACUGGCACAUUUUAACCCUGA